Messenger RNA from Suricata suricatta (meerkat), 3872 nucleotides. It is a transcript of the gene PDK1, whose product is annotated as pyruvate dehydrogenase kinase 1. The record is from RefSeq and is a predicted model, not a curated record. Gene Ontology annotation, molecular function: pyruvate dehydrogenase (acetyl-transferring) kinase activity. Gene Ontology annotation, biological process: regulation of glucose metabolic process; protein phosphorylation. Lineage: Eukaryota; Metazoa; Chordata; Mammalia; Carnivora; Herpestidae. Bases 92 to 1408 code for a protein of 438 amino acids. Gene Ontology annotation, cellular component: mitochondrion. The transcript is spliced from 11 exons.
CGAGGGUCGCCACGUCCCUCACGUACCGCCGGGCCAGGCGCGGAGCGGCCACCUGGCGGCCCCAGCUGCGGCUCCUCCGGCGGGGCUCGGCAUGAGGCUGGCGCGGCUGCUUCGCGGAGCCGCUUUGGCCCGCCCGGGCUCCGGGUUGCGCGCGGCCAGCCCGGGCGCCAGCCGCAGCCUCUCCUCGGACUCGGCCUCCGGGCCGGCGCCCGAAAGCGGCGUUCCGGGCCAGGUGGACUUCUACGCGCGCUUCUCGCCGUCCCCGCUCUCUAUGAAGCAGUUCCUGGACUUCGGAUCUAUGAAUGCUUGUGAAAAGACCUCAUUUAUGUUUCUGCGGCAAGAGCUGCCUGUUAGAUUGGCAAAUAUAAUGAAGGAAAUAAGUCUACUUCCAGAUAAUCUCCUCAGGACUCCAUCAGUUCAGUUGGUACAAAGCUGGUAUAUUCAAAGUCUUCAGGAGCUUCUUGAAUUCAAAGACAAAAGUGCUGAAGAAGCUAAAACUAUUUAUGACUUUACAGAUACUGUGAUUCGGAUCAGAAACCGACACAAUGAUGUUAUUCCUACUAUGGCCCAGGGAGUGAUUGAAUACAAGGAGAGCUUCGGGGUAGAUCCUGUCACCAGCCAGAAUGUUCAGUACUUUUUGGAUCGCUUUUACAUGAGUCGCAUUUCAAUUAGAAUGUUACUCAAUCAGCACUCUUUAUUAUUUGGUGGAAAAGGCAAAGGAAGCCCCUCUCAUCGAAAACACAUUGGAAGCAUAAAUCCAAACUGCAACGUAGUUGAAGUUAUUAAAGAUGGCUAUGAAAAUGCUAGGCGCCUAUGUGAUUUGUAUUAUAUUAACUCUCCUGAACUAGAACUUGAAGAACUAAAUGCAAAAUCACCAGGACAGCCAAUACAAGUGGUUUAUGUACCAUCCCAUCUCUAUCACAUGGUGUUUGAACUUUUCAAGAACGCCAUGAGGGCGACAAUGGAACACCACGCUGACAAAGGUGUCUACCCUCCUAUCCAAGUCCACAUCACACUGGGGAGCGAGGAUUUGACCGUGAAGAUGAGUGACCGAGGAGGUGGUGUUCCUUUAAGGAAAAUUGACAGACUCUUCAACUACAUGUACUCAACUGCACCCCGGCCUCGUGUUGAGACAUCCCGAGCAGCGCCCCUGGCUGGUUUUGGUUAUGGAUUGCCCAUAUCACGUCUUUAUGCCCAGUACUUCCAAGGAGACCUAAAGCUAUAUUCUCUGGAGGGCUAUGGGACAGAUGCAGUUAUCUACAUUAAGGCUCUGUCCACAGACUCCAUAGAAAGACUCCCUGUGUACAACAAAGCCGCUUGGAAGCACUACAACGCCAACCACGAGGCUGAUGACUGGUGUGUCCCCAGCAGGGAACCGAAAGACAUGACGACAUUUCGCAGUGCCUAGAUCUGCUUGGGACACCUGGAAAAUCCAGCUGUGGCUUCUGUGUUAAACUUGGAAGGAAUGAUGUUCAGAACCACGUUAUACCAAAUAUUUCAUGUGUUCUUUUCAGAAUUAACUCUUUGGGUAGAAUAGAUGGAAAGUGACUUCCAUUUAUGUCUGUCAAGGCUCCUAAAGGAUGAAAUUGUACCUAUUUUACACUUAUAUUUUCACAGUUAAUUGAACAUAUUUUUAAACACCUGUAGUUUUGGUCAACUUUCCUCUUUAUGGUAGACUUCAGAAGCAUGGAAGUCUUUGGGUUUCUACAGAAAAGGUGUGUGUGUGUUUCAAAGUACUUUUCAUUCAUGUCUGCUAGAAACAUUUUCUUCAUAAUACUGAUUAGCUGGUUAGCUAUCCUUCUGUUUUUUGGAGUGCUGCCAUCCUUCAUUAGUGUGUAAUGACAGCUGUAAGAAGACGGUCUUCAGAGGGGCCCGUGACCGACUGUAAGUGAAGCUGAAAACAAUGGCCCUGUUAGUGUAGUGGCUGCCACCCUGCAGCAUCUACCUACGUUGUCUUCACUCUGAAGUUGAUUUAUCAUUUUUUAAUUCCACUGCAAAGGGUUGUAAUAAGUUGCCUGUGGAACUAAGCCAAGAUUGUAGGCAAUCGCCUCUGGAUGUGCUGCUUGUGAGUAAUGCAGGGGGAAGUUUUUAUACUAAAAACAAACUAGUAGCUGCUAAAAUUCUAGAAAAGAAAUUGAAGGCAAGCAGUGAGUCCCCAAAAUUGAACAACAGAUGAUGGAGAUUGUCUUUGAGACAGAGUUUUUCUGGGUCCUGCUCCAGACAUACAGAGCCAGACUGUCUAUGGCUGGAGCCCAGGAAUCUCAAUUUUUAAAACGCUUCCCAGACGAGUCUGCAGCCUCGCCCAGUUAGGAAACCAUUCUUUUCAAGUGAGUGACGAUACCACAUUUGCUAAAGUAACAGAGGUCGUUAGGUUUUGAUUCUCACUUAUUGAAAGGUCAGACUUCCAGACUCCAGGAGAGACCAGCACUCUGGGGCCUGGUGCAAUUAAAAGUAGGAGACAGAUUGACUACAUGAGAACAGUCAAGUAACCAAAGGAUCAGAAUCGUAAAUGGACAAGUAUUGACACGAACAUAUUAUAAGAAAUGUCUAGAUUCUGUUAUCAGGAAAAAUUCAACUAGGGCUUAUUAACAAUUCUUUGCAUUCAUAUGGCAAUUUGUAGUUUACCAAUACUUUGGUAUAUGAUGAUAAUUCUCUUGGGCUUUGUAACAGUUACAGAGCUGGUGGUAUUAUCCUUGGUUGGAGACUCAGAGGGUGGUUCAAAGUUGCACAGAAUGGGAGGCAGGGCCUGAGCUCUACCUGCUGGUUACUGUCAGCCACCAAGUCUGGGGGACCAUGAAGUUAGAUGAUCUUGUUAGUCAUACCUCAUCUUCUAAGGUGACAGGGAAAUGUAGUGAAAGUACAUUUAAAGUAAGAUUUUAAAUGUUGAAAGAACAGCUUUACUGCUUAAACAUGGGGAACUUUUAUCUGGAAAAUACAUUGGGCUGAAACACCUCACUCUCAAAAGUUUUAACAAUUCUAUAUACAUUUGUAAAUCGGAAGGGAUGCAAUAGGGCAGUCCGUCCAGGACCUUCGUUUGAGAGAUGACAGUCCUGAGACGCAGGCUGUAUGGUUUGCCCAGGGCGUUGUAGCUCAUUUGACCAAAUGUUGGAAAAAGAGAUUUUACCUAACCUAUUGUUCCUUAAUUAUGGCUUUUAUGAAAAAUAAUAGGAUACACUAGUGGAUGAUUUUUAUUCGUUAAAAGUGUUAUAACUUUUUAGCUUUAAAUUACGCCUUUUUUGUAAUGAUGAAAUAUUUUAGAAUUCUUUGACUCAAAGUACUCUCUUUCCUAAAUAAGACAUUUGUACAACUGACAUAAACUUGAUGUUUUACUUAUGAAACACUUUCUGUCCCCCUACCCAAAAUUAAAGUUUUUCUCUAUUUAUUAGCUAUGAAAUGAUGUUUUAAAAGGAAAAGUUUUCAUUUAACUUCUUUUUAAGGUAUAACAGCUUUUCUACUUAUGUGGUAAUGGACAAAAAAUUACAUACAGAAAAAUUUGGGGGGUAGCAUUUGCCUCGAUAAUUUCAAAUUCAAAUUGUGCUCCCUGAAAAGUUUUUAGAUUCUUAGGCUGUUUUGUCUACCAGCAUUCAUUGUGAUGCCAUGUAGCUAUAAAAAUAUGCUGAAGGAUAAGCAAUGGACACUAAGUGAGUUUUAUAACCUGGGCACUUAAUAAAUGUGCCAACAUUGUUUAGGAAGAAUCGCAAAAAUAUUCUGCCCUAUACUUAAAUUACUGACUGACUUUAGAUGUCUCCAUACUUAAUAGUGAUCACUUUCUUGCACUGUGAAGUUUUUACAUGAAGAUGUUGAAGCGGAAGUCUACCAUAUUAUUUUAUAAAAUGUUUUGUGCGUGGCAAUAAACUGAAAACAUGAAUCAA